AGCUAUCGUGUCUUGUAUAGAACGAAGUUCUGUUUAAUAACUUCGAAUAUCAAAAUAAACAUUUUGUUUGCAAGGCGAAUCUUGAAUGUUUAUUAUUCGAUGUUUCUCCAGGUGUAGGAUAAAAAGGCACUGUUGCCUCUCACAUAGGACAUCAGUGACGACACUUCCCCCACAAGGUCAGCUGAACAACAAUAACCAACACGUGCACAACGCAGCGCAGAUAUUGACAGCCGCAGCGCAGAGACACACAAUGAGUUCGGGACAUCCAAGCACUGUUUGUCUGGCUGAUUACGAUGCCUACGGUUUCGAUCUGGAUCACACUCUGGCGAAAUACAAACUGGUGGAAGUGUUCAAUCUGUCAUACAAGUGUAUAACUGAUUUCUUGGUUGAGGAGAAAGGCUAUGAUGCAUCCAUCAAGUCUGACCUAUUCAAGUACAAGGAGUUCAUAUGUAAAGGUCUCUUCCUAGACAUUGAGAAGGGACAUGUACUCAAAACUGCAGAUGAUGGCAAAAUUCUAAGAGCAACUCAUGGAACAAGGGCUCUGGAGACGGCUGAGAUACAGGCUUCCUACGGAGAGGAUCAGAUCUGGAAACAUGCAGACACUGUCAAGCAAACUGUUAAAAACUCUAAUACAACUUUUCGUUUCUUUGAGAACUACUUUGACACUCCAGGCCUUGUUGCCAUGGCGAGAAUUAUUGACAUCGAAGACAAAAAGAUGAAGGACUCAAAAUCUGCUGACAAGAUAGACUACAGCCGGAUCUGGGGGGAUGUAUUCGAUUCCCUAGUGCAUAUAUAUACAUAUCACAACUUUGCAUUAGAAACAGGAGGAUUCUUCCCAGCUAUAAAAAAAAAUCCACACAAGUACGUUGAGAAAUGUAGUGAAGACAUAAAGAAGUGGCUGCGAUCUCUGAAACAGGACAACAAAUGUGUCUUCCUCCUCACAAGCUCCUUCUCCGACUUCGGGUCCUGUCUACUGGAAACUAUUCUAGGUGAUGACUGGGAAUCCUAUUUUGACAUCAACAUGUUUUAUGCAAGAAAACCUUCCUUCUUCACUGAUGGGCAUGCUUUUCAAAGAAUAGAAAAACACUCUGUAAAGGAACCAACAACAGAUCUGAAAAAAGGUGGUUUCUAUUACCGUGGCAACGAUAAAGAGCUCACAAAGUUUAUAGGCUCUCUGACAGGAAAAGAGAAUCCAAAGGUUGUAUAUUUUGGAGACAACAUCUGCGCUGAUUGUUUUCCGUCUAAGAUGUAUGCAGACUGGGACACUGUACUACUUCUGGAAGAAAUGGACGCAGAGGGAUAUGCAUGUGAUGACGGAACUGUACAACAAGAUGAUGAGCCGUCACAAAAGAAACGGCGACGAGGAAUAGAGCACAGUUCACUAGUGACCCAUGAGGAAAUAGAGUACUUGAUCUCCGAUGUAUGGGGGCCCUUCCUGUACCACGGUCCCGAGGGGGACUCCAACAAGGUCAUGAACACUCUGUGGGGGAACGUCAUCAGCCAAUACAGCGACAUCACCGUGCCCAGUCUGGAGUACCUGGCAGGAGUGCCACUGGACCACAAGUUUGACUCCUUCGGAGCCAAGAGCGGCUCUACUCAGGGCUUCCAUCCUGGCAAACCUGCGUCCCUGCUGUGACCAUCUGAAGGAUCUUUAACACACAGCUCAUAUCAAUCUUAAUGCAUCUUCAUACAGCCGGUGAACAGAGCCACUGAUCUUCACCAUCAUCAUCUGAUACCACUGACACCUCAAAUACCCUGUGCAUUGACCCAUCUCCACCCUGAAUUGGCAAAUACAUGUUGAUCCAUCUUUGUGAAUGUUCAGAUAGGAGGAUCAUAUUCAAGGCUAGUGUUGAUCAACAAUGGGUUCACAGGACAUGUUGUUGAUCGACCAGCAAUAUCAACCAUGAAGAUACACAUCAUCUCACUUUGUAUGCAAAACACACACUUACUCAAAAGCGGUAGGAUAACUGAGAGUGUUUUCUGAUUGGGAGGAAUACAACCAACUAUUAAAGUAGCAGAGUAACUUUAACCACCUUUACUAGAAUUGGCAAAUGUUAAAACAGUUCUUGUAUAUGAAAUGGACACAAUGCAUUGUUAGUUUUAUUGAAUCAAUAUAUAUGUUCUGUUGUAAGGCUCCCUAUUGUGAUCGUGAUGAUAUGGUUCUAUGCUAAAAAUGCUGCAUAAUGUAUUUCUAUUGCCCUGGAAAGGAUGUACAUUUUACAAACUUACAAUACCCCUCAGCUGAAAAUAUAAUGGAAAUGCUUGUUAUAGAAUUCGGUUUUUAAGAGAAGCAUGUUUUAGGCGUCUGAGUCUGUAACAGACACUUUGGGGCUUUGAGAGAAGUUGGUACUGCGGUUAUCAUCUAUACAUAUGAGCCAGUAAUAUGUCAUGUUACUUACAAAUUGUUUACCUCAACAUCCCACCAUGAUGGUGGCAGUAAAUAUUGCAGUAUAUUACAUACUUUUGUAUCAGGUAUUUUUUUUCACAUUUUAUGUGAUUUACAAGCAAGACUGAGCUGUUAUAUAUUUCUCCACUCUUGAUAUGUAUAUUUUCUUCUUUUGAUGAAACACAAAACAGAUUCUCAAUAUCACAAAUGUAUAUUCUUAUAUGUGAUAAAACUGAUCAUCCUUAUCAAAAGUUGAGUACUAUGGGUAAAUCAUAGCUUUCGGCCGUGGGAGCCGUGCCAAUUUACACUUGUCAGAGGGGUACACAAAGUCCGCAGUCUAUACUACCAGUUGUCCGACUUCCAUUUUUUGUGAAAGUGGGGUGGCUGAGCGGGUAAGGCGUCUGACUUUGUGUGCUGGCAUUUAGGUGCCUGACUCUGAGGGUGUGGGUUCGAAUCCUAACUAUGACUCGACCCAACAAAAUUACUAGAAUUUGUACUUAGCUAAGAAAGUGUAAUUCCAAAUAUAACAUGCCACAAUAUGAGUUUUGUAUUGGUUGACCAUUGAUGCAUACUGAAUCAAUAAAUCAAUGAAUGAAUGAUACAUGGUUUAUAUAUAUGUGGGUGAUUUGUUCAUUGAUAUGAAUAUAAUUUAUACAGCGGCUUAAUUUUAUUUUCUGUUUGUGUGUAUAAGAGGUGUUAGUCCAAUUUUUAAAAAUUAAUUCUCAGAUCUACUAAAAAAGAGUUUAUUUUUUAAUUUGAAAUGCUCUUCAUUUCCUUUGAUGAUGGAAAUGUAUGUGAACAUGUCAAGUCAUGCAUGAAUGACGUUAAACUUUAAAUAUGAAUGGUACCACAACAAGAUGUCCUAUCAUAUAAUGUAAAGAUCUCAGCCAUAUUUACAGGCUGAGGUAUCUCUUGUCAAGUCAGCGGGAUGUUUUUCUUGUACUUAAAAACAGAUAAAGUUUAUGAUAAUGAUAUCACCUCAUCCUUAAGUCUGCCUGAACUGGGCGGUGGGUGUAGUCUAGUGGUUAAAGCGUUGGCUCGUCACGCCGAAGACCCAGGUUCGAAUCCCCACAUGGGCACAAUGUGUGAAGCCCAUUUCUGGUGUCCCCCACCGUGAUGUUGCUGGAAUAUUGCUAAAAGCGGCCUAAAACCAAACUCAGUCAGUCAGUCAGUCAGUCAGUCAGUCUGCCUGAACUUGCCAAGCUGCUUCGAAUGCUUUGUAUUGCCUUUGUCUUCCACUGGUUGCUUGUCUUAGGCAGCUAAUUUGCAUGGGACAGCUGGUGAGCUCAAGAAGGAAGUGACAGGCAGCAUCCUUGUAUCCUUGUCACUGUACCAGCUGUUGUCAUGGAAACAAUACAGAAUUCUAUGGUAUAAAACCAAACUCACUCACUCACUCCUGUGUAUAUAGGUGUAGUGAAUCCACAAUAAAUGUUCAGGACAUGUCUUGUGAUUCACUUCAGGUGAGGACAAAUGUAGUUAUAUUUGAGUAAUAUGAUAUAAGUGUCGUCAAGUGGAACAUGAAACAUUAUUCACUGCUACUGCUUCAGCUUUGAUAAUAUUUGUUUAUUCAGUCAAUAAUGUUUGUUUCUUAAGCUUAUUAUUUUACCUAAUCAGGGGCAAUAAAAUAAAUAUGGUCAGAGACCACAUAUGUCCUCUGCUAUCCUCAAUGGUGGUUACUAUGUUUGAUACAUUUCAUUUUCUUUAUUCAUGUAUUUGUGGUCAAUGUUUAUUCUUUAAUAUUUUUAUUACUGUUCAAGCCUCACUAUAAUAAAUGAUUUAACAAAUUGAGCAAAGCAACACUAUUCAAAUUCCGCUUUUUGACUACUGAUUUUGUAAAAGUUAAAGAUUCACAGUGUGAUGGCCUUUUCCAGAUCACAUGCGGACAGGAUAAGUUAUUAUUAUUGUUACAGAACGUUAAGGUGUAAAUGUGUUAUUUGUUGUAGUCUACACUUUAAUUAAUUUGACAUGACAUUAAUCACGACCUGUUGUUUGAAUAUCCUGAUGAGCAAUAUGGACUUAUGCUUAGCCAAUUUGUUUUUUUUAUAUUUUUGUUUUGGAUUGAUCCUGGUCAUCAGAUCUCAGUUGUGUAGAUGAAUGCUCAUGGUGCCUAUCACUGGUUUGUCUGGUCCAGACUCGAUCAUUUAGAAACAACUGUUAUAGCUGUAAUAUUGCUGGGUGCAAUUUGUGCAAACAAUCAUUUGAAUGACCAUUAUGUUUGUAUCAUGGAUACAUCGUUUCACCGAGUGCUCAUACGUUUGAUUAGUGAUUCUAAUAAACAUCUAACAAAUCUUAUAGAUUGUGGACAGUAAAGAGAAACAGGAAAUGUUUUGUUAUGUUGAACUUGGCUUUCAAGUUGACAGGGAGUAUAUUUAGUAUACCGUAUUUCCUCUAAUACGCCCGGGGAUUUUUUCCAACAGACUUCCAGACCCUGCUCUUAUUGGAGACAAGGCGCUUAAAGUUUCAAUGGAAAUAAACGUAGAUUCUCCAUUGGUAUUUUAUUUGAAAACUCCGUUGUAAACAUGUGACACACCCGGCUUUAUUGGAGACCCAGCGCUUAUUUGUUGAACAGUUGCUUUAUACAAGUGAGGAAAUACGGUAGAUACUCAAAUGUAAUCUGCUCACUUACCAUGGAUGUGAUGUAAAACUGGGAUGGAAAUACACCAAGAGUGUCUACUGGUCUGAAUAGUUUUCUUCAAAGUAGUAAUAUACACCAUUACCCUAAACUCUGUAACUCGCUUGUGGCUUGUGGGUUAGGGAUGAUUUUCAUUCCAGCAAUGGGCAUUUGGGAUAUUUCCCUGAAGAACAGAUAACGAAUCAGAUGUGUGACAUGUUUUUAUGGUCUUUAGUGAAUGCAUUUAAAUGAAAUAAACCGGUUUUAGACAAA
Molecule: messenger RNA, 5270 nt
Organism: Haliotis rubra (blacklip abalone)
Lineage: Eukaryota; Metazoa; Mollusca; Gastropoda; Lepetellida; Haliotidae
Product: 5'-nucleotidase domain-containing protein 1-like
Exons: 12
Coding region: 86-1636 (516 amino acids)
Molecular function (GO): 5'-nucleotidase activity
Source: RefSeq, a predicted model, not a curated record